AUGAUAUCCACUGCCUAUCAGCACAUCUCCAAACGCCUUCUCGAAACCUUGCUCAAUCGGUAUCAUUUCAUGGAUCAUCUAAGGGCCACUCGAAAAUUUCUCCUCUUGGGUCAGGGAGACUUCAUUCAACGCCUUAUGGACCUCCUUGAACCGGAGUUGGGAAUGCCCGCACAAGCCAUCAUGCGUCAUCGCCUGAACGAGAUCUUGGAGACGGCAAUUCGCGACACUAACGCCCAAUACGAGGACUCUGAAAUCCUCCAACGACUCAAUGUCGAGAUCCUCGAAACUGCUGAUGGUGAUAGCGGAUGGGAUGUCUUCUCGUUGGGCUACGCAGUCAACGGCCCCCUCUUGACCAUCUUUACUCCCGACUGCCGCCUCUUCUACCUGAAGGCCUUCAGCUUCCUGUGGCGUCUCAAACGCAUGGAGUUCACUCUGAGCACCCUCUGGCGGGAGCAGCUUGUGCUGGCGCGUUUGCCCUGCGGGCUUUCGGAGGACCUCACACCCAUCCUCCACGUGGUCCAGCUCCUCUGUGCUGAGUUUCGCCACUUUGUGCUGCAAUUGCAGUACUACGUGAAUUUUGAGGCCCUCGAAUGCGCAUGGGAAGCCCUAGUUCAGAAGAUAAACGACGCAACCGACCUGGACGAGGUUAUCAACGCCCACAAGGGCUUUUUGAGCAACGUAAUUUCGCGCUGUCUGCUGGAUCGCAGCUCGGGUCAACUAAGGUACCAAUUGAGAGCCAUCUUUGACGUGAUUGUUAACUUCUCUCAGCUCAACAUGGAUCUACAGGACUUGGCCAAGGAGGAACUUGAGCUAAGGUCCCAAAUGCAGCGUGAGGUGGAGGGUUCAGCCAGAACGGGCACGUGGGGAACGUGCGACACGCCGGAGAACCAAGAAGUGGCCAGGCGCAAAGUCUUCGUUGAGACGACAAUCGGGCCAAUGAUCGCGCGUAUCCGUGUCCUCGCGUCCAGUUAUCGAGACAUGGCGACGGAGUUCAUGACCAUGCUGCAGAACCACACGGACCAGAGCCUUCGCCUCCUCGUGCAGAACCUCAACUUCAACUCGCACUACCUCGACACAACCAAAGAGGCUUAA
This is a messenger RNA of Mesocestoides corti, 1092 nucleotides long. Lineage: Eukaryota; Metazoa; Platyhelminthes; Cestoda; Cyclophyllidea; Mesocestoididae. The record is from the annotation of a GenBank genome assembly.